Molecule: messenger RNA, 2580 nt
Organism: Chara braunii
Lineage: Eukaryota; Viridiplantae; Streptophyta; Charophyceae; Charales; Characeae
Source: the annotation of a GenBank genome assembly
AGCAUACCUUGACAAAAGCACCCUGACUUUGUCCCGAAGCCGGCCGGUCGUCGUACCUGGUGUGAAGGCGGUCGAGGAUCAUGGGCCCUAAUGUCUAUCUGUUAAAUCGGUGUCAUAUUUCGCCAUCGCCGUCGACAGCCGCCAAUUUGCUGACGUGUCCUUAUCCGUCGUCGUCGUCCUGUUCAAAGCAAGAUCUUCUUCCUCCUCUCAAAUUCAUCAGCGGCAGCCAUAGCCAGAGCUCUGGCAACGCCGCUCGAUCUUAUUGUCGAUUAACAGCCGCCGUUAGAUCGAAAGCGAAGAAGGGGAGGAGGAGUGCAACAAAUCUAGACGUAUUUCCGACCUUUCUCUCGGUCUUUCUCUCGGCCGAAGAAAGCGAGAGGAGGAGGCGCAGGAUAACGAAGGUCAUGGCUAUGGCGGACGAGCAGGGUGGGGGUGCUGCUGCUGGGGGAGGGGGGACGAACCUGGACGUCUUUCCGACCGUCUCCGUCGAGUGGUUGAAAGAUCAUCUUGGCGAUCCCGACGUCAAGGUGGUCGACGCUUCGUGGUACUUGCCCGUGGAGAAACGGGAUCCCUUUGCGGAAUUCAAGUCCCGACGGAUCCCAGGGUCGGUAUUCUUCGAUCUGGAUGUGGUUUGCGACACCUCGACCGACCUGCCACACAUGCUCCCGUCGCAGAAAGUCUUUUCCCGCGCAAUGGACUUGCUCGGCAUAAACAACGGCCACGUGGUCGUCGUGUACGACGGCAGGGGCAUCUUCAGCGCACCGCGGCUAUGGUGGAUGCUUCGAGUCUUUGGCCAUGAACGUGUGGCGGUCCUGGAAGGAGGUCUGCCUAUGUGGACGGAGAAAGGUGGAGACGUAGAGGGGGGGGGAGAUGAGAUGAUUAGUUCCAUUGGCGUCGCCAUAUCCGAGGGGGCAAUCAAGGAUCUCAAGGCUGGCGCUGAUGACCUGCUUGCAAGAGCAGCAGCAGCAGCAGGAGGAGGAGGAGGAGGAGGAGGAGGAGAAGGAGGAGAAGGAGGUACUUUAGGAUGUAGUAAAACGACGAUUGAAGGAGGGGUGGAUAGCAGCGACCGCGAUCCCGAUCGUGUGAGUGGAUUUAACGCUACGUUGCGCCCUGAUCUUGUGCGGUUAUGGCAGGAUGUGAAGGCGAAUGUGGAGAAGGGCAAAGAUGGGAGAAAGGAGGAGGAGGAGGAGGAUUUUCAGGUCGUUGAUGCGCGGCCAAAGGGACGGUUUGAUGGGACUGCACCAGAACCACGACCCGAUGUCCCGAGUGGGCAUAUCCCACGCAGCAAGAAUGUGCCGUUUGUGAACGUUUUGACGAAGUUCGAGGGGGGCUGUUUUAAGGAUGAAGGGGGUCUUAAGCAAUCAUUUGUCGAAGCCGGGGUCGCGAUUGAUGAGCCGAUUGUCGCGAUGUGCGGCACCGGUGUGACCGGAUGUAUCUUGGCGCUGGCGCUGCACAAGCUUGGGCGGACUGAUGUGGCCGUGUACGACGGGUCAUGGACCGAAUGGGCUACCUUGUCCAAGGAGCUGGGGUUGCCUAUAGAGACGAGCGUUGUGGCGUAGAAGAGAACAGGAACACGGGACGCCAAUAGGAUAACCAAAAAGAAAGAAAGAAAGAAAGAAAGAAAGAAAGAGAGAGAGAGAGAGAGAGAGAGAGAGAGAGAGAGAGAGAGAGAGAGAGAGAGAGAGAGAGAAGAAAAAGAAAAAAAAGAAUUUUGCGCAGGUGGAAUGGGGUGUUGGUUGUCGGGCUGACGCAGCUGUGUUUAUGAUGAUGAUGAUGAUAAGCUGGAAGAUCGAAUGGGUUGACGUUUCCGGACGGAGGGUUUGCUUGCCAAUCCGGAAGGAAGAGGGGGGAAGAGGGGGCGGGAGAGGGAGGAAAAGAGGGGGGGGAGGGAGGGGGGAAGAGGGGGGGAAAGAGGCGGGGCAGGGGUGUUGUGGGUUAAAAAAGUAUAGAACAAUAGAAUUGCCCAGGUGGGGCAUGCCACAAGGCAUCGCGCUGGCUGUUGAUGAUUGAUGGAUGGAUGCUUGAGAGAGUGGACGACGUCGCGUGGGAAACAGUCCAGGUGCAUGCCGCGUGGCUGUAUGGUUUUCUCCGAGAGAGACGGGGGAAGGGGUAGAAUAGACGAGUAGAAAUGUCCAGAUGUCAAUACCGGGGGAUUGUUUGGGGGGGUGCGAGGAAGCUCUGUCCAGAUGUGGUAUAGACACACGGAGGGAACCUCAAAAAAAGACGAGAGAAUAGGAGAGAGAGGAGAGAAAAGAGGAGAGAGAAGAGGAGAGAGAAGAGGACAGAGAGGCGAGGGGAAGAAAGGAACAAAGGGAAAGGAGAGGGGGGGGGGAGGAGCGGGGAGGAGACAAACUGGAGAGGGUGAAAGGGGUGUCGGAAUUGGGUUUAAGGGGGGCAUGUUUUAAGGUAUGAGGAGCUUGAAGCAGGGGGCAUGUCCUGCUGUUACAGGCUAUUGCCAAGGACCUGGGUGCUACAAUUGCAGGAAAAAAAAAAGAAAGAAAGAAAGAAAGAAUUUUGGGAAAAAAAAGAAGGAAAAAAAAAUUCAGUUUUUGAGGCAGGGAAUGAAAUCUAUCGCGUGAG